AUGGAGCAAGACUUUAAAGAGCUGGAGGAAGGACCAGGGAAGAAGGUGGCGGACAACUGCGGCGUGCGGCUGUGGCGGGUGAUGCCGUCCAACUGUGUCCUCUCAGGGAACUACAUGAAGCACUGGCAGAAGCUCAGGGACUUCCCCGUCACCGACGGAGACAUCUGGGUCAUCUCACAGCCCAAGAGCGGAACGACAUGGACGCAGGAGAUGUCGUGGCUGCUUGGCCACAACUGCGACUUCGAGACGGCGAAGAAGGUGCCCCUCGACUUCAGAAUGCCACACAUAGAGCACCAGGUGAUCGUGCGGUCCGAGGAGGGCGUGAACCCACUGCAGCAGCUGCUCGACAUGCCGGCGCCGCGCUACAUCAAGUGCCACCUGCCCACGGAGCUGCUGCCGCAGCAGAUCUGGAAGACCAAGGCCAAGAUCAUCUACGUGGCGCGCGACCCUAAGGACGUGGCCGUGUCCUACUACCACUACAUGAGGACGUGCUACGGAUACUCCGGCUCCAUAGACGACUUCCUGGAGGCCUUCCUCGACGAAUCCCUUCCGUACGGCCCAUACUGGGCGCACAUCUUGGGCUACUGGAAGCUUCGGGAUCAGCCGAACGUCCUCUUCACCACUUAUGAAGAAAUGAAGAGGGACCUUCCGGCAGCAGUACGGCGGUGCGCGCGCUUCAUGUCUACGGACGUAAGCGAGGAUCUGCUGCAGAAGCUGGUGGACCACCUGAGCUUCGACAACAUGAAGACGAACCCCGCCGUGAACAAGGAGGGCUACGUGGCCGCCGUGCGCAAGGGCAUGGGCCUCGACCCGAACGCGGCCGACCUGCCCAAGUUCAUGCGGCGCGGCCAGCCGGGCGGCUGGAGGAACGAGUUCCCUCCAGGAUUCGCCGAGCGCUUCGACAAGUGGAUCCAGGAGAAGACCAGCGGCACUGGCUACACCGUCGGCAUCUCCGGGGGGCACGCCUAG
Molecule: messenger RNA, 969 nt
Organism: Schistocerca piceifrons (Central American locust)
Lineage: Eukaryota; Metazoa; Arthropoda; Insecta; Orthoptera; Acrididae
Product: luciferin sulfotransferase-like
Exons: 6
Coding region: 1-969 (322 amino acids)
Biological process (GO): sulfation
Cellular component (GO): cytoplasm
Molecular function (GO): sulfotransferase activity
Source: RefSeq, a predicted model, not a curated record